Sinocyclocheilus rhinocerous is the source of this 1527-nucleotide messenger RNA. RefSeq names its product solute carrier family 2, facilitated glucose transporter member 11-like. Gene Ontology annotation, molecular function: D-glucose transmembrane transporter activity. The record is from RefSeq and is a predicted model, not a curated record. The transcript has 12 exons. Bases 1 to 1527 code for a protein of 508 amino acids. Lineage: Eukaryota; Metazoa; Chordata; Actinopteri; Cypriniformes; Cyprinidae. Gene Ontology annotation, cellular component: plasma membrane. Gene Ontology annotation, biological process: dehydroascorbic acid transport.
AUGAAAAUUUUCACAAACAUUUUUCCGUUUUUGCAGGCGAGAAGCCCUGUGCUUGUUGCAGCCAUUUUUAUAUCAGGAAUAGGAGGAACCUUUCAAUACGGCUUCCAUAUCUCUGUCCUUAACUCACCAUCACUUUUUAUUAAAGAGCUGGUGAACAGCACCUGCCAGCAGCGUUAUGGCCGCUCUCUUGAGCCCUGGGAGCUGUCCCUCAUCUGGUCCUUCAUUGUGUCCAUGUACUGCAUGGGAGGACUGGCUGGAACCCUGUAUGCUGGACAUCUGGCAGGAGCGUAUGGAAGGAAGACAACUCUGCUUUUGAACAAUGUGGUGGCAAUCUGUGGAGCUGUCCUGAUGUUGUUGAGUAAAACCGCCCUCUCGUUUGAGAUGAUCAUGGUGGCACGUGUCCUAUACGGCAUCAACGCUGGUGUGAGUUUGACUGUCCACACCAUGUAUAUAUUGGAGUGCGCCCCCAAGAGGCUGCGUGGGAUGGUUGGUGUGUCUGUGGCCACUUUUGUCUCAAUGGGGAAGUUUUUUGGCCAGCUGCUCGGGAUCAGUGAGGUGUUAGGCACUGAGGAGCACUGGGUCUGGCUGCUGGCCUUCAGCGGGGCGGCUGGUCUCCUGCAGCUACUGACUCUGCCCUUUCUCCCUGAGUCCCCACGGUACCUCCUGCUGGAGAAGGCAGACAAACACGGCUGUGAGACGGCUCUGCGCAGGCUGUGGGGAGCUAAAAAGGACCCUGGGCCAGAGAUGGAGGAGAUGUUGGCUGAACACGCCUCCCUAAAGGGAGUGAAGAUCCACGGGCUCAUGGACCUCUUCCUCGACCACAACGUCCGCUGGCAGCUCCUCACCGUCCUCGUCACAUUCGUCACGCUGCAGCUCUGCGGCAUCAAUGCUGUCUAUCUCUAUUCGUUUGAUGUGUUUCAAGCGGCCGGUAUUGCCGAGGAGAACCUGCGCUAUGCCGCCCUGGGAACAGGCCUGUGUGAAGUCUCCACCUCCAUUGCCUGCGUGCUGAUCAUUGAGAGCACAGGGAAGAGAGUGCUUCUCUUUAGGGGUUACCUGUGCAUGGCUGCCUCACUGGCCCUGCUUACACUCACACUUUACCUUCAGGACCUUGUAUCCUGGAUGCCUUAUUGCAGCAUGGUCCUUAUUUUCACCUACAUCAUCUUCUUCUCUAGCGGGCCAGCCGGGGUGACAGCACCACUUCCUGGUGAGAUUUUCACACAGUCCUAUAAACCACCAGCAUUCAUGGUAGCCUGCAUCCUCAACUGGGUGGGACUCUUCCUGGUGGGCAUGUUGUUUCCUCUCAUAGUGGAGCAUUUGGAUUAUUUCUGCUUCCUCAUAUUUUUUGUGUUCUGCUUCUUCUCUGGCGUUUUUGUGUGGUUCCACGUGCCUGAGACAAAGAAUAAAACUGUUCUGGAGAUCACAGAGGACUUUAAGAGAAUGCACCAGAAACGCAGACACUCACUACAGUCCAAACUGAGCUCAAUACAUAUAAACAACAUCCAGACCACCAUAUGUACCAAGCUUUAG